AUGAUAUCAAAAUCAGUUUCUAUUUUUCUUCUUCUCGCCUUAUUCUCUAUAAAAUAUUCAGCAGGGCAGUCAUGUCCCACUGGAUUCCAGCUGGUCAAUCAGAAUAAAUGUUUGAGAGUUUUUGCUCAGAAGCUGAAACAUUUGGAGGCAGAAACGGACUGUUCGUAUCUUGGAGGAACACUGGUUACUAUCAAAACUGCUAUUGACAACCGUGUCAUCGCCAAUAUUGCCGCUAACGCCGGCGCUUCUUCGAUCUGGAUCGGAAUUUUCUGUUUCGCUACUGGAAACACCACCACCUGCUAUCCCGAUGAUAACUCUGGAGAGCUGACUUACAACAGCUUUGCCUCUGGAAAUCCAGCUGUGACAGGAAAUGGAGGGUGUGUCUACAUGCAGACAUCCGGAAAAACUUCUGGGCAGUGGUUGAGUGCACCGUGUGCAGUGGUCGGAAUGCCAUUCGUUUGUGAGGUUCCGAUGACUGUUGCUGACCCAACUUGCUCCCACAAUUACAACGGCUACUGUUACACUGGAUCCACUGAAAUGCACCUAGCCACUAUCAACACUACAUAUGACAGAGCACAAAGUAUCUGUCAGUCCAAAAACUCCGAUUUGGUCUCCAUUCACUCGAAACAAGAGCUGGAUUUCAUUAGAGCCAUCUACAGAAACUCUGGGAUUCAACAAAUCUUUGUGGGAGCUCAGGCGUUCCUUCCGGACACUUUCGACUGGUCCGAUGGGUCUAAUUGGAAUUUCGAUUACACUGAUCCACUGGCCACUUCUAAGGGAAACUGUCUUGUGAUGGAUUUAUCGGACCGCCCAAAUAAUGGAAUGUGGUCACAAACUGAUUGUCAGAAUGUCAACUUCUUUUUGUGUAAGAGGAAGAUUGGGGAUGCUACAGUUGCUACUACGGUAGCAACUACGAUAGCUGUCAAUCCAAAGUUCAAGAGAGCUUCUAGAGCCGCCAUCCGUAACGAACUUCUCGACUUCUCCAACUGCAACUCAACUCUUGUCUUGGCUCCAGGAACCAUUACAUCUUUUGGAUACCCCAACACCAAACCACCAAUAACCACAUGCACCUGGAACAUCGGUACCCUUGGACCAUAUCGAGUUGGAGUCUAUUUCCCUGAUUUCUCUGUCUACAACGCGGUCUACGUUUAUGAUGAGUAUGGGAAUAUUAUCUCGAGUGUAACUGGCAACAUGAGACCAUACCAAGUGUUGGGAACUUCCAAUGUGGUCACUAUUACUCAUGAUUCGAGAUUUGACGCUGCUUAUAAUUAUAAUGGGUUCAGUGCCACUAUUUUGCCGUACUAA
Messenger RNA from Caenorhabditis remanei, 1305 nucleotides. RefSeq lists its product as uncharacterized. The transcript has 4 exons. The record is from RefSeq and is a predicted model, not a curated record. The coding region runs from base 1 to 1305 and encodes 434 amino acids. NCBI's taxonomy places the organism in Eukaryota, Metazoa, Nematoda, Chromadorea, Rhabditida, Rhabditidae.